AUGCUGACUGGUCUCGUACACACUUCUGGUUACCUUGAUGACGUUGUUGUUGGUGGCAUCAACGACGAAGAUCACAGGAAAAAUUUGCGUGCAGUUUUCCAAAGAUUCGAGGAGUUUGGUUUUACGAUCCGAGCAGAAAAGUGUUCGUUCGGGAAAAGUCAAAUCCGAUACCUGGGUCACCUCCUCGAUCGUCACGGGCUCCGACCAGAUCCAGCUAAGAUCGAAACGAUCCUCAAGUUACCUGCUCCUGCUGACGUUAGUGGUGUGAGAUCGUUCCUUGGAGCGCUGAAUUAUUACGGGAAGUUCGUCCCAAAUAUGCGCACUUUGAGAUACCCGAUGGACGAACUACUCAAGGAAGGUGUCGAAUUCCGGUGGACAACCGAUUGCCAACGUUCUUUUGAUCGGUUCAAGGAGAUUCUCAGCUCGGAUUUGUUAUUAACUCACUACGAUCCGACGCUUGAGAUUAUUGUAUCCGCUGAUGCAUCGUCCGUAGGUGUCGGUGCAACGAUUAGCCACAAAUUCCCGGAUGGUAAAAUCAAAGUGGUUCAGCACGCUGCUCGUGCUCUCACCAAAGCGGAACAAGGGUACAGUCAGCCGGAUCGAGAGGGGUUAGCUAUCAUUUUCGCCAUAACCAAGUUUCAUAAAAUGGUUUUUGGCCGGAAAUUUCGCUUGCAAACGGAUCAUGCUCCACUUCUCCGCAUCUUCGGCUCUAAAAAGGGCAUCCCAGUGUACACAGCAAACCGUCUACAGCGUUGGGCUCUCACUUUAUUGUUGUACGAUUUUGUGAUCGAGCACGUAUCAACCGAAAAGUUCGGACAUGCAGAUGUCUUAUCGCGGCUCAUUGACAACCACGCAAAGCCGGAUGAAGACUACGUCAUCGCAAACGUCACCUUGGAAACCGAUAUCAGGUCAGUCGUACAUGACGCUACUAAUGCUCUCCCUCUUAGUUUCAAGGUUAUUGAGAAGGACACCCAAUCUGAUCCCGAGCUCCGUAAGGUAUUCCGGUACGUGAAAGACGGUUGGCCACCAGACGCUGGCACUACAGAUCCGGAAAUAAAGCGCUAUUUUUCUCGUCGUGAUUCGUUGACCACCUUCGACGAGUGUAUUUUAUUCGCCGAGCGCUUGGUCAUUCCGGAAAGACACCGAAACCGUUGUUUGAAACAGCUACACCUGGGACACCCAGGAAUCCAGCGUAUGAAGGCCAUCGCCAGGAGCUAUCCCAAGCAACAUUUUAAACUCCUGAUGGUUUUAUAG
This is a messenger RNA of Uranotaenia lowii, 1254 nucleotides long. RefSeq lists its product as uncharacterized. The record is from RefSeq and is a predicted model, not a curated record. Lineage: Eukaryota; Metazoa; Arthropoda; Insecta; Diptera; Culicidae. Bases 1 to 1254 code for a protein of 417 amino acids. The transcript has a single exon.